Molecule: messenger RNA, 1566 nt
Organism: Suillus plorans
Lineage: Eukaryota; Fungi; Basidiomycota; Agaricomycetes; Boletales; Suillaceae
Exons: 9
Coding region: 1-1566 (521 amino acids)
Source: RefSeq, a predicted model, not a curated record
AUGCCCCCUUCGCAACAGAUCAAGGAUUUUGUCAAGGAUUUGGGCAAGGUCUUUGCAGUUCGUUUUAGGCGCCCCAAAACGAAUGGACCCAGAUCGACAACCACCGGUCAUGAUGGCGAUGGCUCCAUCCAUGCACAGACCCUCAGCACCUUUUCCUUUCCUUCCCCACCAGUACACUCUGCGAACAGCAGAGAACCAGGUCUCGAACCCUCCACCAAUGUUCCAUUCGCUAGAUACUCUAGGAGUGUACCCCUUUCGCGCGAAGCUUCCGACAUGGCUCAGCUGGUGCUGCCCUUGAUACAGAAUGUCACAAGUGCAAUUCCACUUGUCGGCGCUCCGAUGCAAGCGGCUAUCGGUGGAUUAUUGACAGGCCUUCAAGCUAUAGAUAGACGAAGCCAAAAUCAGGAGGGCCUCAAUAGCCUGAUCUUACUACUUGAUCGACUGAGCCGCGAAUUGUGCAACACCUCGCCUUCCUCGGAUCCUGUUGAACAGUCCCGAAGAGAUUCCUUUGCCAGAAUGCUGCAAGACACCUCAGCCCGAGUGACAACGUUGCGUGAGCGCUGUCUUGCAUCCACACCCGUCACACAAGCUAUCGCUGGAUACUUUACUGAAAUUGACCGCUAUCUGGCGGUGUAUUUAGUAGUAUUCUAUCCUCCAGCGAAUGUUUACAUUCACUCACUACUCUGUUUGAGGGAGCAGGAGGAUCGUCAGAAAUUCCUGCUGACAAUCGAAAACCUGGUCGCCCGCGCACAGUCCUCUGGGGGACCGACUGCAACGCAAUUAAUUGGAACUGCUACACGUGGCUGUGUGACACUGAUAGACGCAACAGGUCACCAAUAUCCAAUACCGGUGGACUUCUGCACCUCAUUUGAGCAAUUCAAUGAUAUGCUCAAAGUUCUCUUUAAACGCAACUCGAUUGAAGCUCAAAUCCAGAGACAGUAUAUGCAGAGCGGACAGUACGAUUUGUGUAUUGACGAAGGCAUGCAAGUAACUCGACUUAAUUCCAACGAAUGGUCAACACUGGAAGCGGGCACGACAGUUAUUAUGAGGGCCAUCAUCCAACAGCAGACGACAUCAUCCUCUGGAGUUUCCUACAGAUGCUCUUGUGGUGGGGUGAAUUCCCUUGGCGUUGAGUCUAUCAUGUAUUCGCUUGAACGGCAGGCUGGUUCCUCGAUUGAUUGUCGAAAGUGCGGACGACGGUUUCAGAUUUCUCGCGUAUCUUCUCCUGAAAAGCGGAGUUCUAGUGCUCGUUCGUCUAACAUUGACUCUGAUCACAGAACUGACGCAGGGACGGAUCUUAUUCGCAACUUGCAUAUCCAGCAAACUGAUAUUUUAUCUCUUGACGGGGUGUUCCGGUGUCUGUGGGGGAACUGCAACCACAUAAUUUUUGGCCACCAAAUUGCUCGUCACCUCCAUAUUCCGAGAAAGGCAUCUCAGAAUUGGAGAUUUUUGCGACCCCUGCAACAGGGUAUUCUUGCACGCGCACCACAUCGACUUACACAAGAGAAUUUGUACGGGUCUGCAGCAGUAGAUGUAUUGCUUCGGUAUUUCGAAUCUUCGACCUAG